Messenger RNA from Euleptes europaea (tarantolino), 2370 nucleotides. RefSeq names its product GPRIN family member 3 (gene GPRIN3). The record is from RefSeq and is a predicted model, not a curated record. NCBI's taxonomy places the organism in Eukaryota, Metazoa, Chordata, Lepidosauria, Squamata, Sphaerodactylidae. The transcript has a single exon. Gene Ontology annotation, biological process: neuron projection development. Gene Ontology annotation, cellular component: plasma membrane. The coding region runs from base 1 to 2328 and encodes 775 amino acids.
AUGGGGACUGUACCGGAUCCUCUAAGAUCUGCUAGGCUUUCGUUGGUUGCAGCUCCGGAGGAGAAAAAUGGCCUGAGAGAGCCGCCCUCUCCUAAAACCCAGCGCAAGCAAGCAAGCAUAGAGACGAACAGUAAUGGCUUCCCUCUUGCUGCCAAGGAGCGAACUGCUGGAGAUCAUUUGCUUGAGAUGAGCUGUGCCACAGCAGAAGAUAAGCACAGGGAUGAGCAGUGCUGUGGGCAUGACACUAAUCAAGCAAGCAUGCUUUCUCCUGGGUCUUUAAGCCCAUCCAAAGAAGGCCAUCAGGCUGUUCUGGAGCCUGAACAGGACGGCAGCAAUGGUGCCAGAGACCCGGCUGCAGCGGAGGGCUGUGGGGCUGUGCAGAAGGCGGUCAAAAGGCUUCCUGCUCAGGAGGCCAGUGAGGUUACUCAGAGUGACGACAGAGGGCAAUUCUGUAGGGCCACCGACAAGGUGAAUUCCACCCCUGGAGUUGGUGCCAAGGACAGCAAAGACCAUGGUUGUAUUUCUUCAUGCCUUCCGUCCACAGCACAACAAGCGUCUCCAGCAGCGAAGGAAACUGUAGGUGAAACGACUGAUCCUGAGAGGACUCACCUUUCGGUGAAGGAGUCUGGAGCUGCCUCUGGUCCUGGGGCCGAGUCCCCUGUUUGCUUGGAGGCUGAGCUGAUGGCCAGAAAGGAUUCGGAGCGAAUAGAUGGAAAGGAUGCCAGUCCCCAUCCCAGGGCUGAGGUUGUGCCAGAAACGUUACAGAAACCCAAUCUUGAGAGUGCAGCACAGCUAUCCGGCAAGACAGAGGCUGAAAAGAAGGCGGUGGCAGAGCUUUCCAAAUUCAGAGACACGGGCACAAUGACAGUGCAAAUGGACAGUGGCUCUGCGGGUGGGGAGGCGGUGCGCAAGGACCGCCAAGAUGCCGAGGUCCAGGCUGUGGCCAGCGUGGAAAACAAAUCCGCUUCCACCAGCCCGAGUAUCUUUGCUGCGUUCUUGAGAGAGAGCGCACAUCCCGAGACACAACCGACGCAGGAGCAGUUGCACGUUAUUUAUACAGGAGUCGGUGGGAAGGAACGAUCCGACGUUGUUGACGGUUUUGCUCCCCCAGUGGGCAUCAUGCCUGACGUGCAUGUUCAGGCACUGGCCGCGGUAGAUACGUCAGGAAGUCAGGCUGGCAGGCUUCAAAGCGACCCAGUGGGGAUGCACGACACUAUAUGCUCGUCUUUGUCGGACAAUGGGAAGCAUCCGUGCUCGCUAGCCUCCGGUAGCGCUCAAGAAACACCAGUCACCAGGGUAGAUGCACAAAAGGCUGCCGCGGCUAAAAAUCGGGGCGAUUCUCAGCAACCAGCCGGCGCUUCGGUCUCGUUGAAGACCAGACCUGUUUACCAGAUUACUGUCAACAGCAGCAAUCAGCCCCUGGCUCCUUCACAACCUGUGAACGUCGAAACCAAGCUACCUCCCUCUGCCGUUCUCUCUGGACUCGAUAGCAUACAUCAGGACCCCGGGCCCCAUGUUUCAGAAAACAACCAGGCUUCUCCAUCUUGCCAGCGAGUGUCUGAACAGGCUGCAUGCACUGUUGUUAGCAAAAGAGGGCUGCAUUUGCCAAUCCAGACUGUUAGUGGUCUUGAAACUGGUCCAGCUAGUUCCCACAAGGACGUAAAACCAAAGAGGGAGGAAAAGUUUGUCCCUCUUCAUCCGAGCGAGCAGGAGAUGAGUAAAACGGGAGCCACUGCUGGGCCCCAGACUGCAUGUAGUCCUAGCGGAGGGAAGAGAGAGCAGCUUAAAUUUCCAGAACAUAACAAAGAGGUGAAACUCUCUGGCAGUCAGAGUCUGACAGCUGGUCCGGUGUCUGAGUCACGUAAAAGUCCCGUCCCUGCUCGAGGAGCUCAGGGCGCCAAAGGCAGUGAAAUCAGAAAGGAAGCCAAGCUCGAUAAGAUGGUGUCAUCUGCUCAACACAGACUACAUCUUGGUGGCAAUAAGAAGGAAUCCAGGCCAGCCGCCGAGGCCAAAGUGCAGCUGAAGCAGUCCAAACGCAUCAGGGACGUCGUGUGGGAUGAACAAGGCAUGACCUGGGAAGUCUACGGGGCUUCCCUCGACCCGGAAUCGUUGGGGAUUGCUAUCCAGAACCACUUGCAGAGGCAGAUCAGGGAACACGAAAAACUGAUAAAGUCCCAAAGCGCCCCAAACCGGAAAUCCAUUUCUUCGGAUACGUCGUCAAAUAAAAAACUGAAGGGAAGGCAACACAACGUUUUCCACUCCAUGCUGCAGAACAUCCGGCGCCCUAAUUGCUGCGUCCGCCCCACUGCCUCUUCUGUGUUGGACUGAAAGAUUGGGGAAUGUGGGUGGGGAGGUGACAGUCAUCCAUUU